AUGUCUUCUUGGAGCGAGAAAGAAAACAUACAUUUUAUGUCUCAGAAACCGUCGAAUUUUCAUAAUCUAGGCGCUGCUCUCUCAGACUGUGCUAUCCUUGUUAAAGAGACUGAUCAGAGUGUUCCCUCUUUACCGAGUAAGGAAGAUGUGCUGACUCCUCAGGUGGAUUGUAGAAAGGAUAAAGCUAGCUUAGGGAGAAUUGACAUGUCCUCCACUUAUAAACACCAAAGAUCUUCAAAAUCUGAUGUCUCAAGUGGAAGGGUGUCUGGUGGAUUGGUGAAUGAUCAAAAUCUGGUUGACAGUGACACUUUUUUACCAGAGGCGAGUAGUUCUGGUCUAUAUCUUACAGCUGAUUGUGCAAUUAAGGAGUUUGAAAAGAGAGAUGUAAAAGUUAAGGCUCUCCAAGCUGCUGAAGCUGCCAAACGUGCUGCUGAAAUAAAAGAAAAUGAACGCAAUCAGAAGAAAGAGGCAAUGAAUCUUGAACGAGCAAGAGUGGAGCAAAAAAAUAUGAAGGAAAUGGAACUAAAAAGAAAACUUAAAGAGGAACAAAGAAAGAAAAGAGAGGCUGGAAAUGCAGCUAAGAAAAGGCAGAGAGAAGAAGAAGAAAAGAAAGAAAAGGAAAGGAGAAAACACCGUAUUGAGGAAGCACGGUUGCAGCAUAAGCAAGAAGAAAGAGCUCAUCAGAGAAAGCAUUUUAUUGAGAAAUCAGAAAAACAACUUGACAUAGGAUAUGAAGGAGAAGAUUCAGAGAAGCCAGUGAAUGAUUUGGUUGUUGGAAGUGAUAGAAGAGAAGCUGAAGUUGGACUUUCAACCUUAAUUGAUCACAAGAUGUCAACGGGAUCCUCUGCUGCUGGAAAGGUAGGUGCCGUUGACGUGGCUGAAAAUUUAACUCCUAAUGUUGACAAAAAAGACAAGCCAACUCAUCGAACCAGUGCACCACAGUCAUGA
Molecule: messenger RNA, 948 nt
Organism: Chenopodium quinoa (quinoa)
Lineage: Eukaryota; Viridiplantae; Streptophyta; Magnoliopsida; Caryophyllales; Amaranthaceae
Product: stress response protein NST1-like
Exons: 7
Coding region: 1-948 (315 amino acids)
Source: RefSeq, a predicted model, not a curated record